This is a messenger RNA of Bipolaris zeicola 26-R-13, 798 nucleotides long. RefSeq lists its product as uncharacterized. NCBI's taxonomy places the organism in Eukaryota, Fungi, Ascomycota, Dothideomycetes, Pleosporales, Pleosporaceae. The transcript has 2 exons. The coding region runs from base 1 to 798 and encodes 265 amino acids. The record is from RefSeq and is a predicted model, not a curated record.
AUGGCGGACAAGCAGCAGGGCGCGGCCAAUGACAGGCUCCGACCGCCGACAGCCGAAACACUUGUCAUGGUGGAUUGGGGAGGGGUGGCGGCGAGAAAGCCCCUGGAUGGCAUGGCAGUGGGUUGCAUGGCGGGCAACCGCUCCAUGCUCACACGACAUGGCAUGCGGCUCAGUACAGCGGCGAGACGAGGUGGCAAGCAUCACGAAACCACAGAUAACGGCGGUGUUGGAGCAGGCAGUCGAGUGGUCGAGGGCAGCAGACGGGCUGCAGGCAGCACCAAUCAAAGGCCAGGUGGCCGCUUGAAAGCGCAAUGCACCCGACCCAGAUCAGCAGCGGCCAUGGAGGCGGCGCUUGGGGGGCUAAGCCUGCAUUGGCACACGACAGCUGGUGGUCUGGAUUGUGCGCCCUCUGUCUGCGUGUGCGUGUGCGUGUGCGAGUGCGUGUGCGUGUGCGUGGGCGAGGGAUCUCAGUACGUGGACUCGUCUGAGUGUACAGGCAGGCAGUCGGCAGCCACGGCCAAUGUUUCAGACGACGUCUUUGUCCGUCCCACCGUCAUCACCGCAGCGGGACCCGUCCGGCCAGACGUGCAGCGUGCACCUGCAACGGGGGCAGAGGCAGCGACGAGCACGCACACGGGGGGGUGGGUGGCUCCACUGAUGAGAGCCAUGAUGCAGCACCAGCAAGGACUGCCGUGUGAGACGGGCCUGGCGACAAGACGAGCCUCCGAAGCUGGCGGACAGCAGCCAGCGGACAGCAAGCAUAGCGAGUGCGCCCUCCCUCGUCCGACGCCGCCGUGA